Messenger RNA from Helianthus annuus (common sunflower), 1769 nucleotides. Its product is annotated as glutamate receptor 3.1. Gene Ontology annotation, molecular function: glutamate-gated receptor activity. Bases 13 to 1533 code for a protein of 506 amino acids. NCBI's taxonomy places the organism in Eukaryota, Viridiplantae, Streptophyta, Magnoliopsida, Asterales, Asteraceae. The transcript has 5 exons. The record is from RefSeq and is a predicted model, not a curated record. Gene Ontology annotation, cellular component: plasma membrane.
GAUAUAUAAGGGAUGGACAUCAGAAAACGUUUUAUGUUCUUUCACUUCUUUGUGAUCUUUAUUUUGUUAACUUGUGAUAGUCAUCUACCUUCAGAGUUCAUGACCACUUCUUCAGCAACGACAAAAGAAAGCAGUGGAAAGUUUUCUAGUAUUCACAUGACAAGAUGGAUCCAAGAACAAAUCAACGGAACCGUAAACAUAUGCUCAGAUAUUUUAGGGACGAAAUGGAAGAAUGAUUUCAAGAAAACACACAAUCAGUGUCGGACAUUGAAGGUAUGGGUGCCAAAGAAAACCGUGUUCACUGAAUUCGUAAAUGUCAACGACAAUGGUGAACUGAAAGGAGGAUUCUCCAUAGCUAUAUUCUGCUUAGUGUUACAAGAAGUACCUUUCAGGAUUCAACCUGUUUUUGUACCAUUAGUGGAUGAAAUGGGCAGAAGCAGGGAUUCCUAUGAUGAGCUUGUUCAAAAAAUUGAAAACAAGAGUUGCGAAGCUGUGGCUGGAGACAUUACUAUCACAGCAAACCGAACAGAAUAUGUUGAUUUUACAGUACCAUAUAUGAGUUCUGAAAUAUACAUGCUUGUUCCGGCUGCACAAAAAUGGAACCAAAGCCUGGUGACUUUAUUGAGACCUUUUUCGCCAAGACUUUGGCUCACAAUAAUUGGUGCUUCUUUAUUUAUUGGGAUAGCUAUUGGGAUUCUAGAAUACCGUGUAGGCAACCCUGAAUUUAACGUUCCUUUCUAUCAAAAACUAGUUAUGAUUAUUUGGUUUCCUCUUUCGACAUUUUUCUUCGAUGAAGGAAGAAUACAAAACAGGUGCUCUAAAAUUGUGCUUGUCAUAUGGCUAACCACAAUCUUCAUAGUAAUACAGAUCUUCACAGCAUGCUUAUCCUCAUGGUUGGUUGUAAACCAACUGCAACCAAAAGUGCCAAAACAGUACCAUGUAGUUGGAUAUCAAACUGGUUCUUGUGUUGCAGAUUUUGCAAAUGAUCGGGCGCAGUGUCCCUCAACCAUAGAUAGGCUACACCCAUUAUCAAGCAUGGAUGAUUAUAAGAAUGUUUUGGAUAAGGGCAUGGUAGAUGCCAUAUUUGAUGAGCUUCCUUAUGUUGAACUAUUUAUAGCCAAGUAUGGAGAUAAUUACAUGAAGGUUGGACCACUGGCUGCAGAACCUGGAUUAGGAUUUGCUUUCUCUCGUGGAUCUCCUUUACAACCAGAUUUUUCACGGGCCGUUGUAAAAGUAAUUGGAAGUCCAGAUAUGACGCAAGCGAAAAAAGAGUAUCUCGGAAUUCAAACUCCUCUUCCAGCACAAGCACAACCAGCUGAUUCCUUCCCGCAAAGUCUUGACGUUCAUAGUUUCUUUUUACUCUUCAUAUUUAUGGGUCUUGCAACUAUAAUGGUUAUUAUUUACUCAGAAAUCUAUCUCAUGCGUACAACGGCACCAAUCUUUCCUGUGAUAUCAAGACUAGUUAAACUUUCAGUUCAAACUAGUCCUGCAAACUCAACACAAGUUGUUGAAAUGAGCAGUAGCGAUCAAUAAGCUGUGCUUAAUAUGCAAUAUUUCAGCUUAUAUGGUUAACAUGCUUCUAUAUUCGAAGCAUAAAUAUACUGUUUGUGUGUGUUAAUGUAUAGAGGCAUGCAUGUUAUGUAAAAUUAAAUAUAUUGUUUGUGUGUGUUAGUGUUAGAGUCAUGCACGUUAUGUACAUUUAUAUUUCAUUUUGGACUGGUACAUGUGGAACUUCACACUCUAUAUAUAAUGUAAUACUCGAGCACAAA